This is a messenger RNA of Psylliodes chrysocephalus, 2535 nucleotides long. NCBI's taxonomy places the organism in Eukaryota, Metazoa, Arthropoda, Insecta, Coleoptera, Chrysomelidae. The record is from the annotation of a GenBank genome assembly.
AGUGGAUGCACGUGAUUUCGUAUUUACUUUUCUCUGGCUCUGACGUAGUUUAAAAAACGGGAUUUAAACAAAACACUGAAAAUGAAUUAAUGGCUUACAUGAACAACAAUCAAUUCACGAGUGGUAAAAGUUAUUUAAAUGAUAAUAAUAAUUGGGAAAACAUAAACUUGAUCUCCACUCCAGAAACAAUAAGAAUACUGUUGUUCAAAGAAUGUAGACUUAGAGACAGACAACUAAUUUUUGACUCCCAAUCGAGCCAAAAUGUGGAAAAUAAGGCGAAAGAUGAAAGAAAAACCGCAGAAGAAUUUUCUCUCUUAACAGAAAUGAUUUUCGGCUCGACGGCUAUGAAGUACCAUGACACGUAUUACAAAAUACAUGGUGUAUCAACUCCAGAUAGAUUAAUUUUUACACAAGUUUUUUCCACUCCAAAUACGAAUAAGUAUCAAGAAAAUUAUGGAUCGUUCUUUUCGAAAAGUAAUAUCAAUUUUCAAAAAUGUUCCAGCUUACUUGAGUAUGAUUUAACCUCCAAUUAUUUAUCUCAAUCAUCGAUGGACUCAUCACCUGACUGUUUUUCAAUUUUCAGAAAAAAUACUUCAACAAACUCAACAUCUACAACCGUAGAUUCUGGCUUUUCCGAUUCAAGUUUCUCCAGCAAUGCUUCGUUCCAACCAUCUUACGGAAGCUUCACAAGAAGUGCAAAACUGGGAUCCUCUAAAUCGAGUUUAAAUUUUUAUAAUUCGUUUGUGAGCGAUGUGGAUUCUUCAGGGUGUCUAUCACAAAAUUUAAAUUACUCAAGAUUAGGAUUAGCUUUGAUUGUACCUGUAACUAAAACGAAAGAAGAUGAGAUUUAUAUGCAACAUUUUACUACCAUAGAAUCGAUAUUAUGGCGAAUUCGCCAUUAUGUAGAAUUAGCACUUGGCUCUCCAAAACUGUUCUUCGCCACAAUGUUCGAAAUAUCUUCAAUAUCGGCGAAAUGGCUAUCCAAGGAACUCAAUUUUUGGACCAAAAUGAACGCCGUACAUCCAAGAGAAGAAUCUGGAGGAAUUUUCAAAAUUUUUAGUAUGUUGAACUUAAGAAAAAGUAUAUUUUUUCGACAGAAAGUCAAAGAUGAACGUUUUGAGAAAUUUUGUAAAACACUUAGCGAAUUUGAUGUUAAAGAAACAAAAUUUUUCUUGAGCGCCCUUCUCACGGCAGUAUUAACCCACCAUACGGGAUGGAUAACAUCGUGCUAUCUACUAAAAGAGAUUAAUCUAAAGGACUCCUACCACGCUGUCUGGCGGCAGCUGACAAACUUAUGCGGAGCAUCCGGAUUUCUUACAAAAACUUCAAAAACCGUCAUAUAUGGCCUUAAAAACAAUGAAACAUUAAACGAUAUUCUCGAUUUUCUAUUCUAUUUCAUCAGAUAUUUCAGAGUAGAAAGGCAGUAUUUAGAAAGAGACGAUAUUUUAGAAGAUAACAGAAUCAUUAACGAUAUUUGUGAUGGUUUACGACAAAACAAAUCUUCUGGAGAAGCUGGAGGGAUAAUAAAGAAAGCGAGACUUAUUAAAACUAAGAAAAUUUGUGCAGACUUAUCUCAAAUAAUCGAAACAAAUAAAGAAAAUUAUUUUAAUGAAAAUGACAAUUCAAAACUAUCAAAAAACAAACUAAAUGAUUCUAAUAGAAAGGGAUUAUCUAAAUCCAAAACUUUUGGAAAAGGAAUAAACAUCUUGAGUGAUUUUAAUGAAGAAUCUGAUUUUGGAGUAAAAGAAGAGUUUAACGAGAAGUCAGUUUUAUUUAUUUUAGGUGAUAACGAUAAGUUGCAGAAUUUAAAAAAAUCGUUGGAUGUUAAGAAUAAUUCUAGUAAGGGUAACAUCUUUAAUACUGAUCAAAAUGAUGAAAGUAAUAGUACAGUGGCGCUAAAGGUUAUCAAAUUUCCUUUACCAAAGUCAAAGUAUAUUGGUGAUAUUUCAGAAAUAAUUCCACUUGAUUUUUUGUCUAGAACUGGUAUUCCAGACAUGUAUAUUCCGCAUAAAAUUUUCCAAAGUACAAACGCUCCCGAGAAGAAAUGGAAAAAUUCUUUAAAAAAUGAUUUAUCACUGAAGUACUCUUGCUUAUUUCCCAAUCAGUUAGAAGAAAACAUCGCUAUUUUAGCAAACGUAGAUAAAUGGGAGGUACAAGUAUUAUCAAGCAAUAGAAAUAAAUCAGAAGGAACGGUUGAUUCAUGUCCUUUAGUUUCCAAUGUACUGGAAAUUGUUUUAGAAAUGUGGAAAUUAAAUAUGGCAAAAGAACAUUGUGCUUCGUUUAUGGAACAGAGACUAGUCGAGAUUUGUCUAAAAGCCAAUGCUUUGUCCCAGUUUCUAUUAACCACGGAUUUUUGUACAACAGAAGCACUUCUCAGCACGUUAAAUUUGAACAUUGCAGAUGUUCCUCUUUUGAUGUCUGUGGGUUCUAAUAUUAACCCGGAAAUUUUACAAAAAUAUGGUCUUAGUUAUCAUUAGAUUUUUUUACGAAUUAAUUUAUUUAUUGUAUAUAAUAAUUAUAGUGAUAAUAAAUGUG